UUCCAUGCCUCCCACAUCUCUCUCAUAAAUCGAGUGUAAACUCUGGCUUCCUGAGUUGAAAUACCUCUCCUGUGAUGCUUCAUGGCCAAAGUCAGAAUGAGGUCACUGUCGCUUUAAGAAGCAUCCUGCUCGAGCUCUUUGACUUCUGUGAGCACUGCUCAGAUCUUCGUCCACAAAGCUGCUGAUGUGCAGAGAAAGAGGACAGGAACACAGAAAGAGUCCAGAUCACUGAUUCACACAUGGCUGUGACAUCCCAUGAAGGUCUGUUGUAUGAAGAUUAACUUUAUUUGUCAGGACUCACCCUCACAGUGGAUGGAGGAGGUAGUCUGGUUUAGUCCAGCGGGGAACAGUUCUCCAUCAUGGAUCCGUUCGAAAAGCUGAGCAGAGAGAAAUUGAUCUUCUAUCUGACAGUGCCGCUGUCUUCAAUCAUCAUCUUCUCCAACCUCUUCAUCAUAAUAGGCAUCGCCUGCAACCGUCAGCUGCAUAACACCCCAAAUUACUUCUUCCUGAGCUUGCUGGUGGCCGACUUGUGCACUGGCAUCACCCUGCCCUUCAUUCCCCGCAUGACGCUCGACCGGCAGCUGGAUUUCAAGCACUGCUUGGUGAUGUACAUCUUCCCAAACUUUCUGUUCCUAUCGUUCCUCUUCAAUCUGGUGAUGGUGCAUUACGAACGCUACCUGUGCAUCGUCAGCCCGCUCCAUCACAGCCAGUUCUGGGUUCACCGCUGCUUCCCACUGGCCUUGUUGAUCGUCUGGCUCCCGCCAUUGCUGUACGCAUCACUUCCUGCCUUUGGAUGGAAUAACUGGGUUGAACCCAGUGCCUACAAGAGCUCAGACUCAAACGAGACGUUCUUGAGAUCAACCACAUCUCGUAACUCUUCCAAAGAGGAUGAGGUUUGCUCCUACAAACAGGUUUUUCCCAAGGCCUUUAUUUAUUUGGAAGUGUGCGGACUGGUGCUUCCGGCCAUGCUGUCCAUUGUAGCCAUGAUGGGACGGGUGUUGUGGAUCGCGCGCAAGCAGCUGCAGAACAUCUGUAAGCUCCACCGCGCCGUGGACCGUCUUCAGCAGCAGCAGAAGCCAUCUGACCAUGAGCAGCAACUUAACAUGCGCUACGCCAAAUGCAUGGCUGCUGUGUCUCUCACGUUUCUGGUCUGCUGGGUGCCGUAUAUCAUCUACCAGCUCAUGUCUGUGACGGCUCUGCAGACCGGGGUGAGCUUGCCAAACUCUACUCUGUACAUCAUCAUGUCCUGUACGGGAAUCGGAAGCAUGGCUGUCAUUCCGCUCAUACUGGGACUGGCCAACAAGCAGUACACUGAGCCCAUCAGCAGGGUGAUGCUUAAACUGAGAAACCGCUGGAGAGGAGGACAAAAUAACAGAGAUAUCACACUUUGACAAGUGGACAGUGAGUAGAUAGGAUGUUUCAGUUGAAUGUGUAAAGUUCUGCUGUGCAUUAAAUGCUUUAAAAAAAAAUACACUACUGUUUAGAAGAUUGGGGUUGGUUAGAUUUGGAGUGUUUUCAAAAAAAAAAAAAAAAAAGUCUCACCAAGGCUGUAUUUAUUUGAUAAAAAACUGCAUAAAGUAUUGUGAAAUAUUAUUACAAUUCCAAAUAAGUGUUUUCUAUUUGAAUAAA
Messenger RNA from Cyprinus carpio (common carp), 1629 nucleotides. It is a transcript of the gene gpbar1, whose product is annotated as G protein-coupled bile acid receptor 1. NCBI's taxonomy places the organism in Eukaryota, Metazoa, Chordata, Actinopteri, Cypriniformes, Cyprinidae. Gene Ontology annotation, cellular component: membrane. Gene Ontology annotation, biological process: G protein-coupled receptor signaling pathway. The record is from RefSeq and is a predicted model, not a curated record. Gene Ontology annotation, molecular function: G protein-coupled receptor activity.